AUGGCAGAACCUAUUGAUAAAAAUGCAGCGCAAGCUGUCCUAAAUUUUUUGAAAACUAAUGUUCCAAAAUCGGACGUUGCCUCAGUAGAGGCUGAAUUAAAAAAGGAUUUUAUAUUUGCUAAAAAGAAAGGUAAAGAGUCAAAGAAGAAAAAGAAAACCAAAAAGAAGUCUAGAACAUUAACUAGGAAGGAGAAAAAGAAUCUAGGAUUUUUUACUAUUCCAAGGAAUAGUGUUAAAUAUGAUGAUGUCAGGCCUAUGAAUGAAAUAUGGGUAGACUAUAUCACCGAAUUACUUGAAUUAGAUAAGUCUGUCCCAGACUGUAGUAGCAAGAACUGGGAACAAUUUACACAAACACUGUACAGAGCAGAUUUUCAUGGCAGUUUCUUACAAAUAGUUAGAUCAAAAUGUCCAAGCUAUGUUGGUAAAAAGGGUAUUUGCAUCAUGGACACUAGAAAUACUUUUAAAAUUGUUUCAAUGGAUAAUGUGGUCACAACAAUUCCUAAACGGGAGUGUGUUUUUGACAUGUACCUUGGAAAAAUUAAAAUAACUUUAUUUGGAAAACAUCUCUGUAUAAGACCUGCUGAAAGGUCUACAAAAAAAAUCAAAAGUCUUUUGCAUCCUGAUUUAUAG
This is a messenger RNA of Parnassius mnemosyne (clouded apollo), 630 nucleotides long. The record is from the annotation of a GenBank genome assembly. NCBI's taxonomy places the organism in Eukaryota, Metazoa, Arthropoda, Insecta, Lepidoptera, Papilionidae.